This is a messenger RNA of Funneliformis geosporum, 247 nucleotides long. NCBI's taxonomy places the organism in Eukaryota, Fungi, Glomeromycota, Glomeromycetes, Glomerales, Glomeraceae. The record is from the annotation of a GenBank genome assembly.
UUGGGGAGCGUGAACUCUUGCCCAUCGGAUUUGAUAACGAAGGUCAUGGACAAUUGAUUUUCACGGGUGACGUCACUAAAGUUGAAGGACAAAAGAUUUCGAUAUUCAAAGAUCAAGUGAGUGAUGAAAAACUUGAUUUUCCCAAUUCAAACCAACCCGAUGAUCAAAUGGCCACAUUAUUAACGAUUCCAUUUAUCCAAUUUGAAAUUACGGGUCUUAAAAAACGAAAUAAUCAAUUGCGCAAUUG